Messenger RNA from Xyrauchen texanus (razorback sucker), 3573 nucleotides. It is a transcript of the gene dok7b, whose product is annotated as docking protein 7b. The record is from RefSeq and is a predicted model, not a curated record. Gene Ontology annotation, molecular function: protein kinase binding. The transcript is spliced from 11 exons. The coding region runs from base 82 to 2106 and encodes 674 amino acids. Gene Ontology annotation, biological process: neuromuscular junction development; positive regulation of protein tyrosine kinase activity. Lineage: Eukaryota; Metazoa; Chordata; Actinopteri; Cypriniformes; Catostomidae.
CAGACAGUUCUGGAGGUUAUUUUGAAAGUGACCCCCUCACUGCCGCGGACCGCACACAGCUGUCGGGAACCAUGACACAAGAUGACGGAUACAGUUGUCGUAGAGGGACAAGUCAGACUCCGAGAGGGGAAAAAGUGGAAAAACAGAUGGGUGAUUCUACGGAAACCUUCGCCUGUAGCAGAUUGUCUGUCCCUGUUGGUGUAUAAGGAGCGUGGAGAGAAAAGUAAAGGACUGCGGGAGAGGAGUCAGGUCACGCUGAGGGAUAUCUGUGGACUAGAGGCUCUCCAGGGCUUUGAUGGAGUCAAUUAUGCGCUCAGUCUGCUCUGCCUGAGCCAGUCUGUCAUGUUGGGCUUUGACAACAGAGUGACCCUUCUGGCCUGGGACGCUCGUAUCCGCUACAGCCUUGGAGAGGUCCACAGAUUUAACGUCAGUGUCCAGCCUGGCACCAAACUAGACAUCGGCCCUGCCUCACUGCAUUUGUGCAACAACCUGCUUGUUAUUGCCAGAGACCUCCCUCCAACUGUCAUCGGUCAAUGGAAACUGUCAGACUUAAGGCGCUAUGGUGCUGUUCCUAAUGGAUUUGUCUUUGAGGGCGGGACAAGGUGCGGCUACUGGGCUGGUGUUUUCUUUCUAGCCUGUGCAGAUGGAGAACAGAUCAGUUUUUUGUUUGAUUGCAUCGUCCGAGGCAUAUCGCCCAGCAGGGGGCCAUUUGGACUGCACCCAGUCCUGCCAGACCCCAAUGCUAAUCCGUCGUCAAUAGAGGACAGAAUCAGCCAGGAAGCCAGCGAUCUAGAGAAACGACUCAGUAUACUGUCUAUUUGUAGCCAACACAGUAGUGAAGCCUCCACCUUCAGUUAUGGAGCCUCCUUGGCAGGAGACGAUAGAAGCAUCUCUAGUUCCUCCUCUGAGAACAGCCACUCUGAUAACAGCCUGGGCAGCCGCCUGGCAAUAUGGCCUGAGCCAGUCAGACAUACUACCCCUGUAGAGCCUUCGUCGACAUUGGUAGGUCCCGCAGGUUUCAAGAACACAGCCUGUUCUGUCAGCGCGUCCAGUGACGAGCGUCUAUAUGGAGCAAUGAUGGGCGGACUCCAGCCCCCGUCCAAACCACCUCAACCUAGAGGCCUUCAAGAUGCAGGGCGCCAGAGCUCUACUGACAGUGGUAUUGCCACAGGGAGCCACUCUUCCUACUCUGGAAGCUUCUCAUCUUAUACUAGUAGCAUGGAUAUUGGGCAUGGAGAGACAUAUGAUUUUGGAUCCUUGAUGAGCCUCCCUCAAAACACCAAUUCUCUAAACACAAACUCCAUUAUCAACACUCCAGUACGGACAUUUUCCAUCAUACCCGAGCACAGGUCAUGUGUGUGCCCACUCAGAGAUCCUGCUCAAAUGCAGACCACCCAAUACGAGGUACCUAAUACAGCACUGCAGCAUUACGAUAUCCCUCGUCGGCUACAAAACCACAACACCUCUAUUCAGGAAUCUUUGACUUCUGCAGUCCAGGAACUGAAGCCUGAAUGUGGAACACAAGAGGACAUCCCAGCAGAUGUCACUCCUAAUCAAACUGUCCCAGUAAGAAUCAACUGGUGUGGGGAAGGAACAGUGCCCCCUGAAGGCACCACCAUGCCACAACUACAGCCAACCAUCUGUCCUGACUGUGGGGGAGGAAAGGUGGAGGAAUGGAGUAGGCGUGAGAUGAGAAGCAGUUCUGAGCAGCACAAACCUUCUCAUGAGACUGUAGCAGAUCCAAAAGGCAAUUAUGAGCACAUGGCAUUCAUGACUGAUGCAUCCAGGUGGCCACAGUUCAGAUCUGGAGAGUAUGGAAGUAUGCUCGCCUUCCCCGUUAUUGACAAACUUCAAAGUGAUUCUGUUAAUUAUGUGAAUAUUCCCAUCAGUCCUACAUCUAAACGACAGCUGCAUUACAUGGAGCUGGAUCUGCAGGACCGUCAAGAGUCAAGCCAUACUGUCAGAGCAUCCGGCUCCAGCACUAAAUAUGCCCACAUUGAUAUCAAUGCUACUGAGACAGCACAGCGAGUCGGAGCCCAGCAUGCACAGGGUCGAGAGGAGAGACUUCAGGAACUAGAGCAGAAGAGAAAAGGAACGCUCACCUGAACACACUCAUGACAAUACAAAUACAGUGGGGUCCAAAAGUCUGAGACUCCUAGUACUUCUAUUUUGCAUUCUCUUCUGGUGUCAUUUAAAAUGUAUUAUCUGCAUAACAAUUUGGUUGAAAAGUUACAUUGAAAAAUGUACAUGAAUUUCUUAGUAUUUGGUAUGUUGACAGCACUCAAUCUGAGAUGGAUUCCACUAGUUUGUGCAAAACAUGAUGAUCCAUGUUAUACGAGCAUGAUUUAACAAUGUUCCAAAGAGCAGCUUGUGUGCAAAGGAGUUAACAAUGUCAAAAAUUUGCUUACAUUUCAGUAGUGUUUUAGACAUAGUGCUUCUUUAUUUUAUGUAAUAACUUUUCUCUGUUAACUUUUUCAAAGUCAUAAAGGUUAGUUUCUAGGCUUACAGUGGCAAGAAAUGUAUGUGAACCCUUUGGAAUUAGCUGGCUUUCUGCAUGAAUUGGUCAUAAAAUGUGAUCUCAUCUUAAUCUGUCACAAAUUUAGUAUAGUAUACUUAAACUGAAAACACACAAACAAUUAUAAUCUUUCAUGUUUUUAUUGAACACAUCCCGCUUAACAUUCACAGAGCUGUGGGAAAAGUAAGUGAACCCUUGGAUUUAAUAACUGGUCGAUUGUCCUUUUGCAGCAAUAACGCUCAACCAAGCGUUUGCGGUAGCUGCGAGUUAGACCUGCACAACGUUCAGAAUUAAUUUUGGAGCAAUCUUCUUAGGAUGUCUGGUGUGAACAGCUCUCUUGAAAAUCAUUCCACAGCAUCUCUAUUUGGUUAAGAUUUGGGCUCUGACUGGGCCACUCCAUAAUGUGGAUUACAUUUUUUUCUUAAGCCAUUCUGUUGUAAAACUUGGCUGGACGGCCACUUCUAGGGAGAGAAGCCACAGUACAUCUGUCCACAGUUAGAAAACUUUUCUAGAAAUGGAGAUGAAUAUCCAAGUUCUUAUUUGUGUUCCCUUUCCAGCUUUAUGCAAAGCAACACUUUUAUGAUGUCAUUAGCCUAGGUGUUCACAUACUUUUUACAACCUAAAAUGUGAAUGUUUGAAUGAUGUAUUUGAACAAGGACUAUUCAAUAAUUUGUGUUAUUAGUUAAAACGUAUUGUGUUUGUUCAAUAUUGUAACUAAGAUGAAGAUCAAACCAGAUUUUAAGAAAAAUUUAUACAUGCAGUAAAUGUAGGUAAUUCCUAAGGGUUCACAUACUUUUUUUUUUGCCACUGUAAAUGGGACCCCCCCCCAGCUUUUCAAUGUGGUCAGACUUGUAAACUCCACACACUUACCUUACAAAGGAAUACAUUAAUAACACUUCCUACAUUUACUUUUGCAUUGUAUUCCGUGUAACUUUGUAGUAACUUACCACGUGUAAUAUUCGCAUGGAAUAUUUAAUGUUUAUAAAUCUGAAAACAGGUACCAGACACGACUUCUUUGACUGUUGACAACUGUAAAUAUCUAUUUUUAUGUUAGUGAC